Phanerochaete carnosa HHB-10118-sp is the source of this 1882-nucleotide messenger RNA. RefSeq lists its product as uncharacterized. The coding region runs from base 23 to 1663 and encodes 546 amino acids. The record is from RefSeq and is a predicted model, not a curated record. The transcript is spliced from 9 exons. Gene Ontology annotation, molecular function: amino acid transmembrane transporter activity. NCBI's taxonomy places the organism in Eukaryota, Fungi, Basidiomycota, Agaricomycetes, Polyporales, Phanerochaetaceae. Gene Ontology annotation, biological process: amino acid transmembrane transport. Gene Ontology annotation, cellular component: membrane.
UGCUCGUUCCCCGACGAUCACCAUGUCGACCAAGGAGUCAGAGUCGAAGUAUGGGUCCCACGAGAAGGAUGUGGACGUCUACGUCGCUGGGUCUGACACGGAGGCCAGCCCUGAGUCCCACGGCGCCGGUGCGCACACGCUCCAUAGAACGAUGAAGAAUCGGCAUAUUGCCAUGAUCAGUAUUGGUGGUGUCAUUGGCACGGGUCUUUUCUUGAGUACCGCCAACUCUCUGGCAAGCGGUGGCCCCGUCGGUCUCCUCCUCGGUUAUUCCAUCGUCGGCUCGAUUUGUUUCGCGGUCAUGAUCUCUCUCGGCGAAAUGAUUUCAUACCUUCCCGUUCCCGGAGGUCAUAUCACCUUGGCAGAGCGUUUCGUCGAUCCAGCAUGGUCCUUCACUCUCGGCUGGAACUACUGGUACAACUGGACGAUCAUUCUCCCCGCUGAACUAAGUGCCGGCGCCGUACUUAUAGGCUUCUGGACAGACAAGAUCAAUGACGCGGUAUGGAUCACGAUCUUCCUUCUUGUGGUCAUUGGUAUCAACAUGUUCGGCGCUAAGGCCUACGGCGAAGCAGAAUUCUUUUUCGCCUCGAUCAAGGUCAUCACGAUUGUUGGGCUUAUCAUUCUCGGUCUCGUGCUCGACCUUGGUGGAGGCCCGAAUCACGACCGCAUCGGGUUCCGCUACUGGAAGAACCCGGGGCCGUUCGCGCAGUUUGAUGGCAUUGGCGGUUCCAAGGGUCGUUUCCUCGCCUUCUGGUCUGUCUUGACCAAUGCUGCUUUCUCGUUCAUUGGUACGGAGAUUGUCGCCAUUGCUGGUGGUGAGGCCAAGAACCCGCGCCGCAACAUUCCUAAAGCCAUCAAGCGUGUGUAUGUCCGCAUCUUGCUGUUCUAUAUUGGUGGCGUCACCAUCAUCGGCCUGCUCGUGCCGUACACAAACCCAAAUCUGAACCUCACGAAGAACACUGCCGCCAAGUCUCCGUUCGUCAUUGCCAUUGAGACUGCGGGCAUUAAAGGCCUUCCCUCCGUCAUCAAUGCGGCCCUGUUGACUUCUGCUUGGUCCGCCGCAUCGAGCGAUCUUUACUCUUCCUCUCGCGCCCUCUACGGUCUCUCGGUUAACGGUAACGCGCCCAAGAUCUUCUCGCGGAUUAACCGCUGGGGUCUUCCCUAUGUUGCCGUGGCGACCAACUGCAUGUUUGGUCUUCUCGCAUACAUGGCCGUCAGUGCCGGCGCGGGCAAAGUAUUCGGCUGGUUCUCCAACAUGACCUCCGUUGCCGGUCUCAUGAGCUGGUUCGGUAUCUGCGUGGUCUACGUCCGCUUCUACGCGGGUCUCAAGGCACAGGGCUUCGACCGCAAGACGCUCCCGUACUAUUCGAACCUUCAGCCAUACGCAGGCUGGUACGGUGUCUUCUCUACGGUCCUCAUCUGCUUCUUCAGCGGCUGGGCCGUGUUCCUCAAGGGCAACUGGUCGGCCGCCACCUUCGUGACGAACUACCUCCCCUUGAUCCUCUUCCCGAUCCUCUAUAUUGGCGCGCGCAUCUGGCGACGCACAAGCUUCAUCCCCGCCUCCGAGAUGGACUUCCAGUCCGGCCUCGCCGAGAUCGAGGCGGCGUGCUACGACGAGCCGCCACCACGCAACUGGGUCGAGAAGGCCUGGAACUGGCUCAUGUGAAGUGGGCUCGUUCUGCACCAACACUUUUUCCCACGCAUUAUAUUUACUCGAAAUUGCGCACUCGCUCUGUUUUAUUCGGUAUGAUAUACUUAGUGUAACAGUAGAAAAGACUUGUAAUACCCCUUCGCAGUGUUUUUUCUUGCCUGUCAUUGGCUGUAUUUUGCCCUUGUUGGAUCCCUGGAACGCCGUGGACGUUUACGAAUGAUUGAAUUCACAGAU